Molecule: messenger RNA, 1737 nt
Organism: Anas platyrhynchos (mallard)
Lineage: Eukaryota; Metazoa; Chordata; Aves; Anseriformes; Anatidae
Source: RefSeq, a predicted model, not a curated record
UCCUUUAAAAAAUUGUAAACUUUGAUUAUAGUCCUAUUUUGAAGACUGAGCCAUUUAUUACAACAAUAAUAAUAACAAUAGUGAUGAUAAUAGUACCACUGGCUGGCAGAGGGGCUCAGGCUGCACAGCAUUGCACAAGCAACAAGAGUACAGAGGCUGAGCAUCGGCAGGGGAUGCAGCAGUGGAAGGGACAGAAAUGUAUUUGGGAGAAGCUGUACAUGCUUCCUAGAUUAUUGGAAAGCUGCAAAAUUACGAGAGAAAUCUGGCAAAGGGAAAAGGGGAGGAGGCCAUGUAGGAAGAAUACUGCCCUUGAGAUACAGGUAAAAACAGCAAGAGUUGCAGUGUGUGAGAGGACAGAAAUAACAGCGGGAGCUCAACAAAAGCAGCGGAUGUAGCAGGGGCUGAGGCAGGUUACUCAUUGAUGAGAGCCUCUGGCUGUGGGCAAGGCUCAGGCGGCCACAGAAAGCCCACAGGGCAGCUCCCAGCUGCGCUACAAGCCUCUGUCCCACCGUCCCCAGCUCAGAGCAAAGCAGAAACUCGAAGCAGACGCUGCUCCCCAAAAGCAGCGCCCAAAAAGAUGCUAGGGCAGGCGCCAUGGGCAAGGCUGUCUCCUUCUGGCCCUGCCGUCCUGCUGCUGGUGCUCUGUACUGGCGUGACCACCCAGGACAUCUGCAGCUCUCCAGGAUUUCAGGUGCAUGGAGGUAACGACCAGACUCCAGUCCUGUACCUCAAUGCUUCUAGUGCCAAGGAGGGGGAAAUAGUGCUGCUUCAAUGUAUCCUUGAUGAGCAGUUUCCUCCUACACGAGUUGUCUUCUGCAAGAAUGGGCUGGAGGAGUUCAUCCUGAAAGCCCAGCAGGGCAGGCUCAUCUAUGCUCUGGUCCUGAACAUCACCUCCAGAAGUGCUGGGAUGUACACGUGUGGGUACCAGCAGAGGAACGAGAAAAACUGGGUGAGGAACUCUGCUCUCAGUGCUCCCUGGACCUUGUCUGUGGCAGGUGCAGGAGGCGGUGAGACCAUCACUGAUAUCCAGAGCUCCACAGGUGAGGACAAGCGUGAGGGUGUGUCGGCUGCAUGGACACGUCCUGCUCCCUGCCUCUCCCCAUCACACCCCGCUGCCCUCACACCCUCUCUCCCCUGGCUCCACAUGCCCGGCUCCCGCACACCCUCCCCACAGGCACGGUGCUGGCAGUGGCGGCCGUCGGCCUCGUCCUCCUGGCUGCAGGCAGCUGGUUUGCCAUCAGGAAAGGUGCCUGCAGAGGGAGAUGCCCAAGGCAUCAGCACGUUGGCAGACCACAGAUGGAAGACACCAACAACGGCGAAGUCCAGUACUCCACCAUCGCCCAUGUUCGACGGGACAGGCCUCGUCCUGUGCAGCACAUGAGUGACACCACGACGUAUGCCACGGUGACCCGCACCCAGACCCGAUAGAGCUGCCACAGGGCAAGGGCACAGGAGCCUUGCCCACAGAUACCUUUGCUCUGUUCAAGAGGGCUUGUGCAGCCAUAACAUGGGGCUGGGGGUGCACUUUGGUCUUCUUUGUUUCUUUUGUUUUUUUUUUGUCACAGGGAAGGGCUGUGAGUGUCUAGCCAAGACGAUAUAGGACUCAUACCUCCAUCUACAAGACAUAAAUACUUCUAAAAUAUAUGAGCUAUACCAAAUCUUACUGUGAGUGUAUUGACUUUUUCUGAAUAAAAGAAAACAUCUUGCUGUGCUCAGUGGAUGUCGUGUAAACCUAAA